This is a messenger RNA of Capronia epimyces CBS 606.96, 1614 nucleotides long. RefSeq lists its product as uncharacterized. The coding region runs from base 1 to 1614 and encodes 537 amino acids. The record is from RefSeq and is a predicted model, not a curated record. Lineage: Eukaryota; Fungi; Ascomycota; Eurotiomycetes; Chaetothyriales; Herpotrichiellaceae. The transcript has a single exon. Gene Ontology annotation, molecular function: protein binding.
AUGUACUUAUGUGAAAAUCGCACCUGUGCUCAAGUUCAGGAAUAUCUUGAAGAAAAUGACUUCCACGUCAACACACGCCAGAUCAAGAACAGGUUGAAUGAAUGGAAGUUUGAGUGCAAGAAGACCCGGGCCGAUCAAUAUCUUGCUAUGCUGUAUGUUGCCGACUUCCACGCCGCCGAAGGUUACGACGUUAUUUUCAGUGUGCCGAAACGGGAGGAAAGGGAGAACUAUAGCACCCGGAAGGUGAGAAAGGAGUGUGACCGUAUCAGAAAGAAGCGCGACCCAGACCGAUCCCUUUCUGAGCCCAAUACUCUGGAUGAGGCUGAAAAGAUCUUGAUCGACGCCGAUAUCAAGUGGAAACAAACCGCCGACCCCAGCAGUUCGCAGCGGUCUCGCCAGCCGUUCCCGGCCAGUCCCGGAUCUUCUCUGCGAGACAGCGCUAUGGGCACCAGACGGGCCUCCAGCACCGAUGACAUGUGCUCUUCAUCAGACUCGAAGCGGGUGUCUACCGAUACCGACUCAGAAACUGCUCUUCCUCCCAACUCUACAAGUGUUCAACCGAAGCGGUCCUCACCCCGAGGCUUUCCUCGUCAGCGUUUCAGCCUUAGACAGCAUAAAUUGAACGCAGGCAAAUGGGUCGAACCUUAUUAUACACAGUGUUUUGAAACCCCCGUCAGCAAUGAGGUGUUUGAGCGACACAGACGUCGAGCGAUGCAGGUGCUUGAGUCCAUCCUGAGGCAGGACAAUCAAUACAUCUUUCCAACACUCGCCGAGAUGGUGAUGAUAUUCGGAUCAAAUCACCGGGCAACAGAGUUAGCCGAGUUCCUGGCUGACAGCUGUACUGUCAUUGAUGCUUGCCCUGGCUUACGCGGAAGUUUCACCUACGACGCACCGUUCCGAUAUGCACUGGCCUUCACUACCAACAAUCCCCAUAUGAUGAGAGAAUAUGGCCUACAGCUAAAACGAUCAAUGGCAGAGAUUCGACAGAUAUGGGGCGAGGAACAUCCCAACUACCUGGUCAAUGCAAACUUCUGUGCCUGGCACUUCAUCCACAACCGCGAUUACCACCUCGCCGUCCCACUGCUGAGGCACUGUUUACCAAUAUGUGAGCGUGUCAUGGGCCUGACUAGUCUGGUGACUAUCAACUGUCUCGUUAUAACGUCCCGUGCUCAUGCAGAGAUACGCAAUGAUGUCUGGGCGAAGAAUAGUCUUGAGUUAGCGAUGUCGCGCAUCGACGAGCAACGCCAUGAUUUGGAACAGUUUCGCCUCGUGCUCUUACACAGGUUAGCAGAGCUGAACCUUAAGACCGGCGACUUCCAAACUACCGAGAUGCAAUUUUGGAGAGUCCUUCAAGACCGGGCUGAGGUGUGCGGUCUCGACGCGGAGGCUACGUGGUCUGCAGCGCAAAGCCUGCGCGAUCUGUUUUUGAAAACGGGACGAGAGGAUCAUGCCGAAGACCUCAUGAAUUACAUGCACGCUCGGCUCGACUGGGAGCGCCGCUGCAUCGAGAAGGGCGAGGAGAGCGCGCAAUGUCCGCAGCCGCCCUGGUGGUGGCCAUAUGGGACCGAGGAUUCGGCCCAUGAUUUUGUCUUUCCGGGGACCUCCCGUCUUUGA